Molecule: messenger RNA, 1804 nt
Organism: Aethalodelphis obliquidens (Pacific white-sided dolphin)
Lineage: Eukaryota; Metazoa; Chordata; Mammalia; Artiodactyla; Delphinidae
Gene: UBE2L3
Product: ubiquitin conjugating enzyme E2 L3
Exons: 4
Coding region: 85-549 (154 amino acids)
Source: RefSeq, a predicted model, not a curated record
CCCCUCCCCCGCUCCAGGAAGUGCGGGGGCUCCGGCGCCGGCCGCCGCGAUGCAUUCUGGGCCAGCAGCAGCACCAGAGCCAAGAUGGCGGCCAGCAGGAGGCUGAUGAAGGAGCUUGAAGAAAUCCGCAAAUGUGGGAUGAAAAACUUCCGUAACAUCCAGGUUGAUGAAGCUAAUUUAUUGACUUGGCAAGGGCUUAUUGUUCCUGACAACCCUCCAUAUGAUAAAGGGGCCUUCAGAAUUGAAAUCAACUUUCCAGCAGAGUACCCAUUCAAACCACCGAAGAUCACAUUUAAAACGAAGAUCUAUCACCCGAACAUUGAUGAAAAGGGGCAGGUCUGUCUGCCGGUAAUUAGUGCUGAAAACUGGAAGCCAGCAACCAAAACUGACCAAGUCAUCCAGUCCCUCAUAGCACUGGUGAACGACCCCCAGCCCGAGCACCCGCUCCGGGCUGACCUAGCUGAAGAAUACUCUAAGGACCGUAAAAAAUUCUGUAAGAACGCUGAAGAGUUUACAAAGAAAUAUGGGGAAAAGCGACCUGUGGACUAAAAUCUGCCGCGAUUGAUUCCAGCAAGUGUGAGCAGAGAUGCCGAGCAGUGCAUCCAGACACCCCACAAAGCAGGACUCUAUGGAAAAUUGACAUGUGCCACCGCCUGGCGUCUGCUUGUGGCAGUUACUAACUUUCUACAGUUUUCUUAAUCAAAAGUGGUCUAGGUGACCUGUAAAGAAAGGAUUAAAAAUUUAAGAUGUUCUAGUUCUGCUUUCUUUGUUUUAAAAAUCACUGCUUCAGUCUACUUUAAAAGAAUGGUGUUUCUUUUGCUGUCCAAAUUUAUCCAAAAUCUUCAGUUUACAUUUAGCCCAUAAGGUUAAAAAAAAGUUGUGGUUCCCCUCUUCCCCUGCCCUUGCAACUCCCACUUUUUGCAUUUAGUUUGUUUUUCACUCACUUCCCCAAACCCAGGCCCCACCUCCCGCCGGGAGGGGCAGUGGAGGCCUCUGCGGCUCCUCUGCUCCCCUCCUUGGCACGCGGCCUGGUGUGGGAGUCGGUUAAGUUUCUCUUGACUCUGAUUUAUAAUAUCCUUUUAAAAAAAUUAAAAAACAAGCAAACAACCAUCUCCACUCCCACCCCCUCCCAAAAACAAAGCUGUGGAAAGGGAGGCCUAGCUCUGCUGUAAAACUCUGGCUAAUGUUACCCCAGUAAUGCUGACCAGAUUGGCAGACCCUGCCGUCCGCGUCAUGAUGAACUCCACCUGGGCCGACCUGCUUAGGGAGACCCCCAGCACCAAGUCUGCGGCAGCCCCCAGGGGUGUGCCAGCCAGAGCACCGUGCACUUGUGGGAGGAAUUUUUCACCAGAGAGGCUCCCGAGGCCACAGGUUGCCAUUCCUCCCUGCAGCUGUUCUAGAAGAUGUCCAGGUCCCUGCGGACAGUGCUAAAGCCAGAGUGUCUACUUGAAAUUCCACGCUCACCUGUCACCAACGUGUCCACCCGACGUAGCUCAGAGCUCACCCUCUGCGUCCUCAGUGCAGCAGCCCCACCGCGGCCCUUCCUCAGCACGUUUGACCCUCUGGCAGACUCCUCUGUCACCGGCACCAGCCUGGGGUCGCCGGCGCCCCACUGGCCCUUCCUCUGGAGCAUCCAGACGGCCCAGCCCAGGAACAGGACGGCCUCCCCCCCCACUGGACUCAUGGCCUUCGCGGAGUCAGGCUCCACGUGAAGCUCACUCAGUAAUAUCCUUUACGUGUUUUAUAUUGUUUUGACUGCCUUUUUUUGUAGAAAUAAAAAUUGACCUUAGAAUUUAUCAUCAGA